CUACCCCUCAAAUGCAAGUUUAAUGAACCUAAAGCGUUAUACAUUGGUGUGCCUGCUUUACUAAGCCGAAACUUAAACUUUCUCGCAGUGUGGUCAAAGAGUAUGAUCAUCCUUGAAGUUUAUAAUCUAUAUAGUAUAUAGUUCAUACUACUGAGAACGGUUCAUAAAGCGGAAUCUUUUAGAAAUUAUAUGCCUACACACCCGGAGCGUUUACAAACGAACACCGGUUUCCGGUUAGUUGAAAUUUUGAAAUGUCUAUUUUGACUGCAAGUCGGGAUAGUGGUUUUACAGGUGGGUGCUGAUAGCUAUCCUGCGUCAGUGAAGUGUGUUUCCUCUCAGACAGAGAUGUCCAUGCUGUUUCCCUCGCUGUUUCCCCGGUUGACAGAGUCUCUGUGGUUCAACCUGGACCGGCCGUGUGUGGAUGAGACAGAGCUACACCAACAGGAGCAACAGCACCAGACCUGGUUACAAAGCAUCGCAGAGAAGGACAAUAACCUGAUGCCUAUUGGGAAGCCAAUCUUCGAGACAUUUGACGAGGAGGAAGAGGAGGAGGAUGAGGAUGAGGAAGAUAGUGAAGAAGACUCUGAGGAUGAAGAGGACAUGCAGGACAUAGAUGAGAUGAAUGACUACAACGAGUCACCGGACGACGGCGAGGUGGACAUGGAGGGAGCAGACCAAGACCAAGACCAGUGGAUGAUCUAGACCAGAGUAAUCCUCGCUACUCUCUGAUUUCCCCUUAGUAGCUCUCCAGCAGGAUAGGUGCUCAUCUACUCAUCCUGACAGUGUGUCUUAGCUGGUGAACUUUCCCUGCUGUUCUCACCCACCAUGGGAAACAACAGGGUGAGCUGUGUGGUGUCUAACUGCAUGGAGAAAGUGCGUGUUCUCUCAUUCAGUGUUCAACAGUUGCAAUGUGUGAAGACUGAACUGUAAAAGGUUCUUGAGAUAAGUAGUUUUGCAACAUUAGGAAAAAGAAAGCAGUCUCCACCUCUGUCCUCCCCAUCAGGCCGAGACAGUCAGACCCCUUGUUUAGACUACACACACAUUUAACUCAAGGACAGCUGAGUGCGAACUCACUCCCCUCUCUGGUACUUGUUAUUCUGUUGGAAUGUGUACUUUGACCCCCCCCAGUCGCCAGUCGUGUCACAUCUGAAUGGGUUCCCUUAAAACAGCGGAAUGGGCAUAAACCACAGCCUGUACACUGCACUUGAGUAAUCUGCUGUGUGUGUGUGUGGCCAACAGAAACCUGGAGAGUAAGAACACGUUCUAUAGAAUGUCAGUAUUCAACAAGUUGUAAAAAGGAACUUCACAGAUGCUCAGUUGUAUGUAAAGUAAAUAACUUUUUAAAUGGUCAAGUUUCUUAUGUAAAUAAAGAAAAACAAUGUCUACAGAA
This is a messenger RNA of Salmo salar (Atlantic salmon), 1390 nucleotides long. RefSeq names its product anaphase promoting complex subunit 15 (gene anapc15). Gene Ontology annotation, cellular component: anaphase-promoting complex. The record is from RefSeq and is a predicted model, not a curated record. NCBI's taxonomy places the organism in Eukaryota, Metazoa, Chordata, Actinopteri, Salmoniformes, Salmonidae. Gene Ontology annotation, biological process: regulation of mitotic cell cycle spindle assembly checkpoint.